AUGGUUUUGACAGGUGAAGGAUUGGAGAAGGACUUGAAGGUGUGGGUUGUGGGGCCCAAAACGUGGGUAAUUACUGGCAAACGAAGGCUGUAUAUAAGAAGAAAACCAGCCGAGGACGAGGCUUUGGCUGUGUUGAUCGUUCCUUUGACUGUUCUGAUCAAAGCUCUUCGCGGAACUGUUUUCGUAGUUUGUGUGAAGAUGAUGCGAAUCGUUACACUCUCUGCACUUGCCGUGGCAUCCGUGUUGGCACAGGAUUGCUCAUCAUCGGCAGGCACUAAAGAAGUAUUCGGCCAGUAUCUCUCAUGUAUGAAGAAAAGUAUCGACCAGAACUACAUGCUGUACGAGAACGAGAUCCGAGAGCACGGAAGGUCAGGAACACUCCUUCCUUUGAAUUGA
Molecule: messenger RNA, 396 nt
Organism: Ostertagia ostertagi
Lineage: Eukaryota; Metazoa; Nematoda; Chromadorea; Rhabditida; Trichostrongylidae
Source: the annotation of a GenBank genome assembly